Molecule: messenger RNA, 2394 nt
Organism: Puma concolor (puma)
Lineage: Eukaryota; Metazoa; Chordata; Mammalia; Carnivora; Felidae
Source: RefSeq, a predicted model, not a curated record
AUGGGGGAAUCCGAGGAGGUGGUACCCGAUUCAGGUGCUGUGUUUACUUUCGGAAAAACUGGAUUUGCCGAAAACAUUCCCAGCAAAUUCUGGUUUAAAAAUGAUAUACCUACAGUUCUUUCCUGUGGAGAUGAACAUACUGCAGUUGUUACAGGAAAUAAUAAACUUUACAUGUUUGGCAGUAACAACUGGGGCCAGUUAGGAUUAGGAUCGAAGUCACCUGUUAGCAAGCCAACGUGUGUCAAAGCUUUAAAACCUGAAAAAGUGAAAUUCGCUGCCUGUGGAAGGAACCACACCCUAGUCUCAACAGAAGGAGGCAAAGUGUAUGCAGCUGGAGGAAAUAAUGAAGGACAGCUGGGACUUGGUGACACCGAAGAGAGAAACACUUUUCAUCUAAUUCGUUUUUUUACUUCCCAGCAUAAGAUUAAACAGCUCUCUGCUGGAUCGAACACUUCAGCUGCGCUAACUGAGGAUGGCGAGCUUUUUAUGUGGGGUGACAAUUCUGAAGGGCAAAUUGGUUUAAAAGAUGUAACUAAUGUGUGUGUCCCUCAGCAAGUGACCGUUGGGAAGCCUAUUUCCUGGAUCUCUUGUGGAUAUUACCAUUCAGCUUUUGUAACAACGGAGGGAGAACUGUACACGUUUGGAGAACCAGAGAGUGGGAAGUUAGGUCUUCCCAAUCAGCUGCUUUGCAACCACAGGAUGCCCCAGCCGGUGCCUGGAAUUCCCGAGAAGGUGGUCCAGGUAGCUUGUGGUGGAGGGCACACGGUGGUUCUCACAGAGAAAGCCGUGUAUACCUUUGGGCUGGGACAGUUCGGUCAGCUGGGUCUUGGUACUUUUCUUUUCGAAACUUCAGUACCCAAAGUCAUUGAGCAUAUUAAGGAUCAGAAAAUAAGUUCUAUUUCCUGUGGAGAAAAUCACACAGCUCUGGUAACAGAUAUAGGUCUUAUGUAUACUUUUGGAGAUGGUCGACACGGAAAAUUAGGUCUUGGACUGGAGAACUUUACCAAUCAGUUCCUUCCCACUUUGUGCUCUCAUUUUUUGAGAUUUAUAGCUCACUUGGUGUCUUGUGGUGGAUGUCACAUGCUAGUUUUUGCCGUUCCGAGACUUGGUGGGACAGAAGAAAUUGAGUUAGAGGAAGUUAAGGAUGCUUGCUUCCAUGCAGAGGCUUCUCUGCCCCUCAGCAAUCUGAACUCAGGGAAUGUUUUGCAAACAACUCUAUCAGCACGUGUGCGGCGACGAGAGAGGGAGAAAUCGCCCGACUCUUUUCGAAUAACACGAACACUACCUCCACUUGAAGGGAUUCCUGUGCCACCUGUUUGCUUUUCCUCCAUUCCUUUUCCUUUCCAUAUGUCUGCAGUUAAUCUGCCAGAGACCAUGAUACCUGAAGAUGAGGACCUCAUGCAGCCAAUGGAACCAGAUUAUUUUCAAGAUAAAAUGACCACAGAGAAAGAGACAGACAUUUCUUCAGCAACAGAUUCAGAAAGCCUUGGAGAAACUACUGAUGUCUUAAAUAUGACACAUAUGAUGAGCCUGAAUUCCAAUGAAAAGUCAUUAAAAUUAUCACCAGUUCAAAAACAAAAGAAACAAGAAACAGUCGAGAAACUGGAGCAGCAUACAGCUCACUUUGAAAAUGAUGGUAGUAAAGAGCGUGCAAGUGAAGAGACGUCCAGAACGGUGAAAGAGGGGAAAGUAUAUAGACAGCUGGUGGCAAAGGGAACGUACAUGCUGCCAAUACCUGGGACUGGGCGCGCGUUUUCAUAUGAGGACUUAGACAUCCCAGAGGAGCAGGAAGGCACAGAGGAGUCAGAAGGAAGUGAAAUAGAGAAGCAAGAGGUAGAUGCAAAUGAGGAAAAUGUGGAGGUGCACGAAGGAAAAGAGGAGAAGGAAAUAGAGAUCCUGUCAAACGACCUUACAGACAGAACUGAGGAUCAUGAAUUUUCGGAAGAUGAAGAGCUAGAGGACGUGGAUGAAAUUGAUGAGUACCUGAAAGGCGAGAAAAAAGUUGCUGCAGAUGAAGCCAGUGACAACUCAGUUGAAAAGGACAAGAAAACCAACCAAGAGGAACGGGCUAUUUGUGAAUACAAUGAGAAUCCAAAAGGAAGCAUGUAUGGCCACGCAAAGAGCAGUUCCGCAAAAGACCUGGAAGACACUGCAUCAACAAGUAAAGACCUAAAAAAAUCAAUGAAGAUUUUCUUCCUUAAAAGGAUGUCACUCACGAGUCAGAAAAGUAUGCAGAGUAAUAAUGAGCCACUCUCAGAGAUAAAACCAAUAGGAGAUCAAAUAGCUUUUAAAAGCAAUCAGAAAGAUGCCAGCCAGAGCCACAUGGGGCAAAAUCAUCAGGAUACUUCACCCCCAAGUAUGGCGAGAAGGUCAAAAUCUUGUACGAUACUAUAA